Capsicum annuum is the source of this 429-nucleotide messenger RNA. RefSeq lists its product as uncharacterized. Bases 1 to 429 code for a protein of 142 amino acids. The record is from RefSeq and is a predicted model, not a curated record. The transcript has a single exon. NCBI's taxonomy places the organism in Eukaryota, Viridiplantae, Streptophyta, Magnoliopsida, Solanales, Solanaceae.
AUGCCUAUUGGUACUUUCCCAUAUCAUUUAGUUUAUGGGAAAGCAUGUCAUUUACCUAUUGAGCUUGAGCAUCAAGCUUAUUGGGUUGUUAAAAAGUUCAAUUUUGAGAUGAAAGCCACAGGAGAAAAGAGAUUGUUGCAGCUCAUUGAAUUAGAUGAAUUUCGUCUCGAUUCUUAUGAUAACGCAAAUCUUUACAAGGAGAAAACUAAGAGGUGGCACGAUAGACAGAUUCAAGAUAGAGUGUUUAGACCCAGACAAUUUGUUUUGCUAUUUAAUUGGGGAUUAAAGUUGUUUUCAGGCAAAUUACGGUCUAAGUGGUCUGGGCCUUUCGAAGUAGUACAAAUGACACCUCAUACAGUGAUUGAAUUAUGGAACAAGGAGAAAGCUGAGAAGUUUCUGGUGAAUGGACAAUGUGUGAAGCAUUACUAG